UAACUGUCAGAAUAAGGUUUUGUGGGAAAUGAGAUGCGAAAGGUUUACUUUCAGCAAAAAAGGGGACAGUGGAAGAUGUACUCGAAGAAGAGGUUUUAUUUGUCACGCGACGAUCACGUGCCGGGCAGAAGAGCAAUGUGGCGAGAAGCAUUCUUGACUUGGCAAGGAAAACUGUGAGGGGAUUUGGGCCCAAAGAUCUUAGAUAAUAGUAGAUAAUGGAUAAUCUACUUUGGGUAAUGGUCCUAAGAUAAUUGUCCUUGAUGAUCUACGUUGGGCAGUACGUGGACAAGGAUGAUGUCACAUUCAAGAACAGACCAUAUUGAUACACCAAUUUGGUCCCAAACCAUUGCUAAUGAGGGUCCACGAAGGUCCAUAAAAAGAACGUUGAUGUACAACUCUGAUUAUAAAAUAUUAAAUAUGUAUAAACAUCAUGGGUUAAAUUUAUCAAUUUAAGAGGCUACUGUCUUUGAGGAGUUUCAAAACAAUGAAAGAAAGUAUAACGAAAUUAUUGAAUGACAAAAAUACACGUUAUGGUGUACGAUGUUACUAAACUGGAAGAUUAUAGAGAUAAUGAAUUUCAUGCCCUUUUUGGCUUAUGUGAAAAUACAUAGCUUCUAUGGAUAAAAGAAGAAGUGUAACGCUUAAGUCAGCCAUUGGGAAAGUGUGAGAGUGCUUCCAUCUAAUGAUUAAGGAAGAAUUAACGGGUAUCACGUGUAUAAGAGCAAAUUUUGGUGAAAGAAGGUGAAGAAAAAACUUUGAUAAGGUUGUAUAAACAUUGAGGGGAGCUUUAGAAAUACGGUAGUCUCGUUAUAUGGCCGCAGGGGCUGAAGGUAGGAGGAGGAGGAAGUUGUUGAUCUCAAGAAAGUGCCUGACAAUGUUCAAUGAUGGAGGCGACUGGAAUUACUAUUACUGCGGACAACCAGCAACAUGAUUGACUACUUCCAAAUUCUGUGUGGACUGCUUGUGCUGGUACUCUCUUUCUAUUACUACUACACUGCAACCUUUGAUUUUUGGAAAAAUCGCAAUGUUCGCGGUCCGAAACCCGUGGUCUUCUUCGGUAACUUGAAGGAGACCGCUUUUAAGAAGGUAUCGAUGACCGAACACGUGAAGAACAUGUACGAUCAAUUCAAGCAUGAGCCUGUGUUCGGGAUAUUUCAAGGAAAAACGCCUACCAUUGUGGUUACUGAUCUGGAGCUGAUCAAGAACGUACUCAUCAGGGACUUCUCGCAGUUUUCACAACGAGGAUUGGGAUAUUCCAGAAGGGUAGAACCACUAGAGGAGCACCUCUUCUUCCUGGACACUCCAAGAUGGCGUCCUCUCCGGCCGAAGUUCUCCACAAUCUUCAGCUCCGGCAACCUAAAGGAAAUGUUCAACCUCAUCUUAAAAUGUUCAAACGACCUAGAAAAGUACAUGGAUAAAGUGAUAGGUAAUGGUGGCCUCGUAGAAUGUCGCGAAUUGGCAGGCAAAUAUACAACAGACGUGAUUGCCAACUGUAUGUUCGGUCUGGACAUAAGUACUCUACCGAACGAGGACAGCGAAUUCCGUGAGAUGGGCAGAAGAGUAUUCAAACCUUCUAAGACAAUGGUCGUUAGAGAUACCCUUAAACAGUUUGUACCUGGUUUGUACAACUGGAUUGGCCAUGCAGUGCAGCCUGAAGGUGUGAUUAAUUUCUUCACACGAGCUAUGUUAGAUACAAUUAAGUAUAGAGAGGAAAAGAAGAUAUUUAGGCCGGACUGUAUAAACGUGCUUAUGGACAUUCAUCAAAAUCCUGAAAAAGCAGGAAGUUUUAAACCGACGGAACAAUUGCUUGCCACUCAAGGAUUCGUCUUCUUUUUGGCUGGAUUCGAAAACACUUCGUUGACAAUAUCGCAUGCGCUCUACGAGUUGGCUCAGAAUCAUGAAAUUCAGGAUAAAUUGAGGGCUGAAAUUCAGGAGGAUUAUGCUGAGAACGGCGAGACUUUGACGUACGAUCGUAUUAGAGAUCUUAAGUACUUGGAUAUGGUGUUCAAAGAAACCUUGAGAAAGUACCCAGUUCUGACAACCUUGUUCCGAGAGAACAUCGAAGACUACACCUUUAAAGGAACAGACGUAACAAUUCCCAAAGGCACCAAAGUUUGGAUACCAGUAUACGCAAUCCAAAACGACGAAAACCACUAUCCAAAUCCUGAGAAGUUUGAUCCCGAAAGAUUUACCAAAGAAGCUGAAGCAGCUAGACAUCCCAUGAGCUAUCUGCCAUUCGGUGAUGGACCAAGAAACUGCAUCGGUGCCCGUUUCUCACAGAACCAAGUCAAACUCGGAAUACUGACAGUCAUAAGAAAGUACAAGGUAGAUGUUUGCCAACAAACUACCGUUCCGUACCAACACGAAAAGCGUUCCUUAAUGUUGAUGCUGAAAGGAGGAGUGAACCUGAAAUUAUCGAAAGUAGAUUAUUAACGAUAAUUCUGCUGAAACGGUUCUACGGGUAAUAGUUUAAAUUACUUUAAAUAACGAAUGAAUAUUAUGUAAAAUUUUUUUUUAAUAAUAAUUAUAUCCUUAAGCGAAGCAGUUCGUGUAUACGAUUGUGCAUAUAAUAAACAUGUAUGAAGCAACGAAACAUGUAUGUAUGAAAGUGAAUGUAUUCAGUAAAUGAAUGAAUGAAUGCGAAA
This is a messenger RNA of Megachile rotundata (alfalfa leafcutting bee), 2645 nucleotides long. RefSeq names its product cytochrome P450 6B1. Gene Ontology annotation, molecular function: monooxygenase activity; iron ion binding; oxidoreductase activity, acting on paired donors, with incorporation or reduction of molecular oxygen. Lineage: Eukaryota; Metazoa; Arthropoda; Insecta; Hymenoptera; Megachilidae. The record is from RefSeq and is a predicted model, not a curated record.